AUGGCGCCAAGGUCUGCUAAAGCAAAGAAAGCGGCUGAUGUUAAGGUAUCAUCAGAAAAUGAUGCUCCUAAAAAAGGCAGAGGGAAAGCUAAAACUGUGGCAGAACCAGAACCUGAAUUAGAUGUUGAACUGAGUGAGAAAUCUACCCCAGUCAAUGACAAGAAACCAACUAAGCGUGGUAAAAAGGCUGUUAAUGAUUCUAGUGAACAAGUAAAUGAGAAAUCAGAAGAAGUAGGGCCACCUGCCAAGAAAGGUCGCAAGAAAAAUGUAGAUGACUCGAAUUCCUUAGACAAACAAGCAUCUAAUGGUGAUCAAUCUGCGGAAGAGGAGUCAUUAGCCCCAACUGAAGAAACAGAACAGAGUGAUGAAAAUGUAGAAGAAAGUAAUGGUCACACAGAGGAGGCACCUAGUUCUGGCAGGGGUCGCAAGAAGCAGGCCAAAAAAGAACCAGCAAAGAAAGCUGAACCUAAGUCUAGUAGAGGAAGAAAACCCAAGCAAGAAACGGUAGAGAGUGAAGACACACCAAAAGAGGAAGUUGAGGAGAAACCUAAGUCAGCUGCUAAAGGUAGGGGAAGGAAAGCAGCCAAAGUUGAGACAGACCCUGAAGCUGAGAAGUCUGAUACUCCUGAGGAGGAGAUAAAAGAGAAGCCUGCACCAAAAGGCAGGAAGAAGGCCCCUGCUAAGGUACAAGAAAAGGAAAAUGAUAUAGAUGAAGAUGAGGAUGUUGAGAAAGAGGAAGACAAACCUGAGCCUAAGAAAAAGGAACCAAAAGGUCGAAAAAAUCAGGGAAAGAAAGCUCAACCUAAAGAAGAAGUGGAAGAUGAAGAAGAGGAUGAAACACCAUCCUCUAAAAAAAGGAAGGUAACCAAAAAAGCUGAGGCAAAGAACGAAGAAGAAGAUGUAGCAGUAGAAGUGAAACCUGCCAAAGGUAAGAGGGGUCAGAAGAAAGUGGUUGAAGUUAACACAGAAACUGAUGAAGAACCACAAGAUAAUGAGCCCACAACAAAACGUCGACGCAAGGGAACUGAUGAAAAGGCAUCUGCAGGAGACACGAAAAAGAAAGCUCCUCCCAAAAAUAAAUCUCUAACAGAUUUUGAAUCCAUUGACUUUUCGAAUUCUUCCACUAAUAGUCAGGGUAAAGAAUGGAACUUUAAAAUAUCAAGUUGGAAUGUAGAUGGUAUAAGAGCGUGGGCAUCCAAGGGCGGACUUGAUUAUUUCAAGUAUGAGAAACCUGACAUACUCUGUGUACAAGAAACCAAAUGUUCACAAGAUAAAUUACCAAGUGAAAUUGCUAACAUACCUGGCUAUCACGCAUACUGGGUGGCAGGCGACAAGGAGGGCUACGCAGGCGUAGGAAUUUAUACAACGAAACUUGCUAUGAACGUCGUAUAUGGGUUACAGAACGAGGAGUUGGAUAGCGAAGGUCGUAUAAUAACAGCGGAAUAUGAGCAAUUUUAUUUAGUAUGUACAUAUGUGCCCAACUCGGGGCGUAAACUAGUCACACUUCCGAAAAGACUGCAAUGGAAUGAAGAAUUUCGUAGACAUGUUAAGGAACUAGAUAAGAAGAAGCCUGUGAUAAUUUGUGGCGACAUGAAUGUUUCUCAUAAAGAAAUAGAUUUAACCAAUCCUAAAACAAACAGAAAGAAUGCUGGUUUUACUGACGAGGAGCGAGCUGGAAUGACAGAUUUACUAGGAGAUGGGUUCGUCGAUACGUAUCGACAUUUGUACCCAGAUAAAACUGGAGCGUAUACUUUCUGGACCUACAUGAUGAACAGCCGGGCGAAAAAUGUAGGAUGGCGUUUGGAUUACUUCAUAAUAUCGGAAAGGUUGCUACCGGCGCUGUGCGAUAAUAUUAUAAGAGAUAAAGUCUAUGGUAGUGAUCACUGUCCAUUAUCCCUAUUUCUACAUCUAAGUACUGCUGACAAACCUAAAGAAUGA
Molecule: messenger RNA, 1938 nt
Organism: Spodoptera littoralis (African cotton leafworm)
Lineage: Eukaryota; Metazoa; Arthropoda; Insecta; Lepidoptera; Noctuidae
Source: the annotation of a GenBank genome assembly